ACCGAAUUCAUGUUUCAUCCCAGGCUGCACCGCGCCGUGAUUGAUCCGCUUCGAAGGGCCUUUCUGCGGGGAGGGAGGGGCGGAUUAUGCACGGUUCAACUGGCCGAUAAUGCAUAGUGCACUCUUCGUUGCACAUCGGACCCUGCUAGGCUGCUUCGUUCAUUCAUGCGAGGCGGGGGUUACAUGCGGACUCGCUGCCUCUGUAUGGUCUGCCGACAACGCGAGGCCGGAUGAUGGUGUGUGCAAUACCUUGCUGACUAGCACACCCGCUGCCGAAACCAUUGGUGGCUCGGGCAGGAGCUGCACUGUUGACUUCGUUGGGGAAUUCGGGCGUACGUAGAGUGCGAUUCUGUAGAAUGGUCGAGCAGCGUGUCAGCUCCACACUGGAUCCCCCAG
Molecule: messenger RNA, 396 nt
Organism: Tricharina praecox
Lineage: Eukaryota; Fungi; Ascomycota; Pezizomycetes; Pezizales; Pyronemataceae
Exons: 1
Coding region: 110-340 (76 amino acids)
Source: RefSeq, a predicted model, not a curated record